AUGUUCUCUAAAAUUCUAAUCAUCGUCUUAUUCCUGUCCGACAUCAAUGGUCAACAUCACUUGGCGGAGGAGAAAACCGUGUGCGACCUUUCGGACAUUCUCUAUAGUGCCCUGGAAGAUCUGAGCGCCGCGCCGGAGCAGCAGGAUUCACUAACGGAAUCGUGUUGGGCGGUAUUGUCAGAUGUGAUUGGAAACGACGAGAAGCUUGGAAGAAUCCGUGAGGCGCAGAAACAACAGGACUUCGAGAUGAUAAGGGACGAGUACCGAAAAAUGAAAGAGCGUGAAAGUGGCACCAACAGUCUGGCACACGUGAUGAAGGAUAUAUGUUUCCAGUUAUGGAAUAUCCCCGCCAUUGAACUACCCAUCAAAAAUGACACUCAAUUGCUUAAAAUGCUUGGCUCUGUAAAUUUGACGGAAUACCCAUUGGAACAACUGAAAGACGACGAAGACUGGGACAAUUUCAAAAGAGAAACAUUUUUCCAAAUGCUUCUAAGGGACAGUUCGAAGGGGUGUGAGAACACAAAAUUCACGAGGAAAUGCUCUAGCAUUUUUAAUAAAAACGAUGCAGAAGUCUUAGAUGAAAACGCAACGCCUUAUAUCCGAGGCUUGACAAACGUGAUGAGGCAACUAUGCGAGGACAUUAAGAGUUUUGAAAAAAAGAAGACGAAGCCGGCGGGAGGAUUCGCGAGGGAAGUGGGGAAAACGUUCCGAUGGAUGACGGGCUCACUCAAACCUGGAGCGCUGUGGAUGUUACAUAAAAAAAGGUUAUUCGACGUUGCGUGGUUUGCCGCAAGAUCAUUUCAACACCUUUCCAAUGAAGGCAGGCGCUACAGCCAAAUGAUGGCGUUGUGGCAAUUUAAUGAAGUGUGUAAAUCGGCAGAAAAAUAUCUCAUUGGGCCAAAUUAUACAGAGGAUUUGCCAAUAAAGGUCAAAAUUGGUAAAAUUUUGGAAAAAAUAGGAAAAGACGCACUUCAAGCAUUUGGAGUAACCGUUGAAGAGGGAAAUAAAAUGGUGCAAAUGUGCCGACGGAUGCAGGAGAUUUAUAGAAGGCAUAUGGUCCCAGUAGUGGAAGAAACGGAAAUGGUCGAUAUCGAAUUGAUGGGAAUUUUUGAAGAGGUGUUCGACCGCGAGAGAGCAUUGUUGUAUCCGAUCACGCUCGAGCAAAGAAUCAAGAUGCUUGAUGAAUUUGGAAACGCGAAAAUAGAUGAACCAAGAAUCAGCGCGGCAUUAGAGAAACUAGUGAACUAUUGCAACAAAACGAUCAUGGAAGAGAUCACAUCAAAAGACAUUGAUGUGAGAGCCGCACAGCGAUACUGGGACUAUUCCCUACCGAAUAAGAACUACCCAAACAAACGUCAAUGUGUUCCUGCAAAAUAUCAUCAAAAACUUGUGGUGACCUUUGAUCAGACAAACAAAAAUGUUCAAGGAAUAGAGCCUUUGUGCCACCUCGCGAUUGAUGUGGACUGCCGAAAAAAACACAAAAAUAAAUCUAUCGAAAAAGCUCAUGACUCAAGGGCGUUCUACUCGAAAUUGCUCCGAAAUAUUAAUUUCUUCGAUGACUAUUAUUAA
Messenger RNA from Caenorhabditis bovis, 1569 nucleotides. The record is from the annotation of a GenBank genome assembly. NCBI's taxonomy places the organism in Eukaryota, Metazoa, Nematoda, Chromadorea, Rhabditida, Rhabditidae.